AUGUCGAACUACACGGUCAGCGUCUGUAAUGCACCCUUCGCUGCGACGUUUACCGCGAAAGACGCUCCGAUGCUCUUCGGCAUCGGACUAGGUAGCGCUGCUGCCUUAGCUGUGUUGUUUGUUGAUUCUACCUCCAUAUCCACGAAAAGGACACGAUUUGUCCUCGCUCAGACAAUGGCCGCCGAACGUCAUGCAAACUGGGAUGAAGGUGGUCUCCUUAGGCCAGACGAGGCAACAGUCUAUUCUCCCAGACUUGAACAAUUAUCGUCUGAUGGCUUCGCGAGACAGACAAUAAAUACCCGGAAUCCACAACGAGCCAAUCCCUCACGUUCCUUCCACCACUAUUUCCAGCAGGAACCCGUCAUCCCGCUCCUCCUAUUCGACUUGAUGUUCGUACCUGUCUACACGCUGUCUGGGCUCGCAUGA
Aspergillus novofumigatus IBT 16806 is the source of this 426-nucleotide messenger RNA. RefSeq lists its product as uncharacterized. Bases 1 to 426 code for a protein of 141 amino acids. Lineage: Eukaryota; Fungi; Ascomycota; Eurotiomycetes; Eurotiales; Aspergillaceae. The record is from RefSeq and is a predicted model, not a curated record. The transcript has 3 exons.